Gastrolobium bilobum is the source of this 1293-nucleotide messenger RNA. RefSeq names its product two-component response regulator ORR23-like. Gene Ontology annotation, molecular function: DNA binding. Bases 1 to 1293 code for a protein of 430 amino acids. NCBI's taxonomy places the organism in Eukaryota, Viridiplantae, Streptophyta, Magnoliopsida, Fabales, Fabaceae. The transcript is spliced from 5 exons. The record is from RefSeq and is a predicted model, not a curated record. Gene Ontology annotation, biological process: phosphorelay signal transduction system; cytokinin-activated signaling pathway.
AUGACUCUGGAGAAUUAUUUGAUAGAUGAAGAUGGGGCUGGAGACCAUUUUCCAGUGGGUAUGCGUGUUUUGCUUGUUGACGAUGAUCAACUUUGUCUCGAAGUGUUAGGGAACAUGCUUCGCAAAUGCCAGUAUCAGGUUACUACAACUAUUCAGUCAAUUGAGGCAUUAGAUAUGUUGAGGACAAAUAGAAAUAUGUUUGACCUCGUUAUUACCGACGUAAAUAUGCCACACAUGGAUGGACUUAAGCUACUAGAGAUAGUGGGACAUGAAAUGGACAUACCUGUCAUAAUGUUGUCAGAAUUGAGUGAUAUAGAGGUCGUGAAGAAAAGUGUUAUACUUGGCGCAUGUGACUAUAUAAUUAAACCUCCUCGAAUCCAAGUACUGCAGAAUAUAUGGCAACAUGUAGCGCGAAGAAAGAUUGAUUGCAAAGGUCAAAAUACGCACUUCAAUGAGGAGAAAGCAUGCAAUAUAGCGGGGGAAGGUAGUCAAAGUAUAAGUAAUGCUGACCAUAAUCAAAUGCAUGGUAAGAAAAGGAAGGAACCGUGUGUGGAAGAAGAAAAUGGUGAAAUGAAUGCAAAAGAGAAUGAGGAACCUUCAAAUCAAAAGAAGCCUCGUUUAAAAUGGAAUGAUGACUUGCAAACAAAAUUUCUUGCUGCAGUCAAUUCACUGGGCAUUGAUAAGGCAGUUCCUAAGAAAAUACUUCACUUGAUGAAUGUUGAAGGUCGGAAACACUUGGAAACAUCCAGCCGUGCAUGUUUUCUGCAAAUCAAAGCUCAAGUUUAUCACAGGGAAUUCCACCAAUUUCAGCAGAGCAACUAUAUAACUAGUUUUGAGCAGUUUAGUUCAAUUGAUGGGUCAAAUGGAUAUGUGGUUUCCUCUAACUUUCCUGGCAAUUCUUCACUUUUGGAUGAGGUUUUAUAUGAAGAUCAACUGCCUCUGAAUAGCUUGAAGUUUUCCUCCUCUAAUUCUCAUAUAGGGAACAAUCCAGUUGAUUUUUCUUCCACAAGUGCUAUUGGUAUUCCUUUGGAGGAUGCUAGAGGGGAGCUGCAAUGCAAAGAAGGCUUACUUGACAAUAUCUUAAAGGAUUCAAGCAAAAAGAGAAUUGAUGCAUCCUUGGUUGGCCAACUGAGUGAGGCUGCUCCAUCAAUCACCCAAUCCACAAAAGUUGAUAAAUCCUAUUUAGAUGCAGGAAUGAAGUCAAAUGAUGCCUACAUUUUGCAGCCCCAAGAAGAACUCACCGAGGAGGAUAUUUUUGGUACUUUACAUGACAUAGUGAGUGAUAUUGGUUAA